AUGAAGACGAGCCGCCGCGGCCGAGCGCUCCUGGCCGUGGCCCUGAAUCUGCUGGCGCUGCUGUUCGCCACCACCGCCUUCCUUACCACGUACUGGUGCCAGGGCACGCAGCGGGUGCCCAAGCCGGGCUGUGGCCAGGGCGGGCGCGCCAACUGCCCCAACUCGGGCGCCAACGCCACGGCCAACGGCACCGCCGCCCCCGCCCCCGCCGCCGCCGCCGCGGGGCACAGCCCCCCUGGCGGCGCGCUCUACAGCUGGGAGACCGGCGACGACCGCUAUCUGUUCAGGAAUUUCCACACCGGCAUCUGGUACUCGUGCGAGGAGGAGCUCGGCGGGCUCGGUGAAAAAUGCCGCAGCUUCAUUGACCUGGCCCCAGCAUCAGAGAAAGGGGUCCUAUGGCUGUCGGUCGUCUCCGAGGUGCUCUAUAUCCUGCUGCUGGUGGUCGGCUUCAGCCUCAUGUGUCUCGAGCUUUUCCACUCCAGCAAUGUCAUCGACGGACUCAAGCUCAACGCCUUCGCGGCCGUCUUCACGGUGCUCUCAGGUCUCCUGGGAAUGGUAGCCCACAUGAUGUACACGCAAGUGUUCCAGGUCACCGUGAGCCUUGGCCCUGAAGACUGGAGACCCCAUUCCUGGGACUACGGGUGGUCCUUCUGCCUGGCGUGGGGCUCCUUUACCUGCUGCAUGGCAGCCUCUGUCACCACACUCAACUCCUACACCAAGACGGUCAUUGAGUUCCGGCACAAGCGCAAGGUCUUCGAGCAGGGUUACCGGGAGGAGCCGACCUUCAUAGACCCCGAAGCCAUCAAGUACUUCCGGGAGAGAUGUGCAAUCAAGGCUCAGAGAGGUACAGCGACUUCUUCAAGGUCACACAGCUGGAUGGAGAAGGGGGAUGGGAACGAGGAAGAAGACCUUCGCUUAGAUUGCCGUCACCACGAGAGACACCCCACCCGUCACCAGCCGCACAUGGCAGAUCCCUGGCCCCAGAGCUCUGCGCAGGAGGCAGCAGAGCUGAGCCGCCAGUGCUGGGUCCUGGGGCACUGGGUGUGACCGAGCGCCGGCCUGGCCCCCAGACCUCAGGCCGCCACAGGGCCACUGGUCUGGCGACCGUGCGGACCUGGCCUCUGAACUCAGCCAGCCUGUGUGGGGGACACCAGGCCUGCCGCCCACCGCUCCCUGGCCUCAGCGUGGCCGUGGGGACACACACAGCUGCACCGAGUGACUUUGGGACAGCGACGCCUGACUUGGCACCAUGACACGCAGAGCCUGCCGGGUGCAGCUGGGAUGCCAGGAAACACGUGGACAUUGGCCACUGAAAGCCUGGGGACCCCCGAGCCAGCCAGGAAGUUCAGGGGGUGCCCAGCCGUGCAGAGCCCUGCAAGGGGCAGGGUGUGGGUGGGGCUUCCUGGAGGAGGGGCAGGGGGGCCACACAGCAGGGGCUCAAUAAAUGCUUGUUGAACCUGUUUCUUGCUGUGUGUGGAGGCCGGUUGCUCGCUGGGCUGUGGCUGCCUCUUCCCGGCCCAUCCUGUCGGGUCCUCAGGGAGCCGGAAGGGGACACGGUCUCGCUGAGCUGUGGUCGCUGAGCUGUGGGAGGCAGGGAGCCUCGACUGGGCUGGGUUUGCGGCCGGGGUCACGAUGGAGCCAGGCUGGCGGCUGCUUUGGAUUCCAGAGGGCGGGCAAGGUGGGGCACUGGGCAGAUGGGAGAUGUGGGGAGACCCUCACCCCCAGACCCAAAGCCACCCUACGCCCACGUCUACAGGCACCUUUAUAUCAAAUCCCGGGUCUUGCAUGCCCAAGGAAACAGAUUUCUAUUAUAAAGAUGAGGACACUUAGGGUCACAGAGAUGGAGAAACUCGCCCCCAAGAGCACAGAGCUAGCAAACGGCGGCGCCGAGCUCUGAACCAGGGCUCCCUGAUUCCAAGAGGCCGCGUCCCUUUCCAGGAGGAUUUCUAGAGCGUUCCCCAGAGCGAGCGGAGAAUGUUCUUCGCUUUUCCAUAAACCCGUCACCCACGUAGCCGUCCAUCAUCUGUCCCUCAUCCGUCAUCCAUCACGCGUCCGUUAUCCAUCCAUCCCUCGUCCACCCGUCAGUGUCGUCGUCCCUUGUAUCCAUCCAUCCAUCAUCCUUUCAUGCAUCACCCAUCGUCAUGUUCAAUCACCCGUCUGUGUAUCAUCUGUCCAGUGAUACCAUCCGUGGUGUCCCUGCUGUGGGCCGAGCACAGUGGGAGGCUCUUGAGAUCGGACAUCGAACCAUCCAGAGAGGGGGUCUGCCCUCGCACAGCUCACAGGCCAGCAGGACAGAUAAGGAGACGGACGGUUAUAAUGCAGUGUGUGAAGUGCUGUGGCGCCCGGCUCCGGGCCAGGCAGCCGGGGUUCCGAUCGCAGCCCCUCCAGCUGAGACCUCGGGCCAGUUGCACGCCCUGUCUGUGCCUCGUCCCCACGGGCACGUGGGGACCGGCCUCGUACCUACCUCUAAAGCUAUUCUAAGGGUUCGAUGAGCUGAUGUACGUGAAGCGUUUAGAACAGAGCCAGGUACGGAGUAAGUGCUUUGCCGGGGGCACAUGGGGAGCUGUGGGAGCCCAAGGUGGCGCAUGCUGGCCGGGGUGACGGGUGAGGGGAGCCUCCUUUGGGGACACGACACUUCAGCCAAGACGUGAAGAAUAUCUCGAUGUCGGACAGGCAGGAGUGUAGAAGGGAAGGCAAGAACGUUGUGGGGACUUGGGAAUAGUCCAGAUGGCAGGUGUGGACAGCAGGGAGGGCACAGGGGUGGUGAGAAAGCCAGCUGCAGGGGCCAGAGGGGACGGAGCCCCUUAGGAAGCGUAGACUUUGUCCCAGGCCCGCAGCAGCCGGGCUGCUUUCGGCAGAGUGGAGUGUGGCGUUGUGCAUCUUGGACGUCCCCGGAGCUGUGGGCAGAGAGGACGUGGGAAGCCCCGUCCCCUCCUCUUGACCACACUCGAAGGGAGAGAAAAGGGUGGAGGAACUAGUCAGGCGGGAAAAUCAAUAGGCUUGGGGUGGACGGACGCGGAAGGAAGAGAACGUGGUGGUGAGCUCAGGGGAGGGGCUGGUGGGGGCCAGGUUCAGAGGUCUGCAGUCGGGUGCCCCAGGGACAGCGGGUGGAGGUGUGUGCCCAUCAUUCGUGCAUGGAUUAAUCCAGUGAGUGCUUCAUCCACCCAUUCUUCAUUUGUUCAGGAAAUAGUUCAGACCUGUUGUGUGGGGCGGGACAGGGGUCUCGGAGAGAGGCUGGGGCCCCGUCCCAAGGCCUUGAAUGUCAGGACAAGGCGUUUGGGCUUUGGCCUCGGGGCCAGAAAAAGUGCUGCAGAGCUGGGGCCGGGCACGGAUGAGUCUCACGGGAAACUAGCCCAGGACCCUGGCACCUCGGAGCUCUUUAAUGUCCCCUUGGGUCCUUCUGAAGUUGGCACGUGGACUGAGGUCCAGGAGGUGAUUCUAGUUGACACACGGGCAAAAUUUUAAUCUAUUUUAAUAGUUGUGUUUAUGUAAAUGUGUACUAGGAAAAAAAAAUGUCAAACGGGCACACGAGUGCCAUGAAUUCACAGAUGUUACUGCUUAGGAUGGAACCAAAAUAGGCAUUUAGGUAGAAAGAAACAGAG
Molecule: messenger RNA, 3602 nt
Organism: Rhinolophus ferrumequinum (greater horseshoe bat)
Lineage: Eukaryota; Metazoa; Chordata; Mammalia; Chiroptera; Rhinolophidae
Gene: GSG1L
Product: GSG1 like
Exons: 8
Coding region: 1-1047 (348 amino acids)
Cellular component (GO): plasma membrane
Source: RefSeq, a predicted model, not a curated record